Molecule: messenger RNA, 1611 nt
Organism: Impatiens glandulifera
Lineage: Eukaryota; Viridiplantae; Streptophyta; Magnoliopsida; Ericales; Balsaminaceae
Product: laccase-5-like
Exons: 5
Coding region: 118-1611 (497 amino acids)
Biological process (GO): lignin catabolic process
Cellular component (GO): apoplast
Molecular function (GO): hydroquinone:oxygen oxidoreductase activity; copper ion binding
Source: RefSeq, a predicted model, not a curated record
UCCACAAAAGUGAACCGUCUAUGCAAAACUCACAAUACCAUUACAGUGAAUGGGCAGUUCCCAGGACCCACCUUGGAAGUCAACAAUGGUGACACUUUAGUGGUCAAAGUAACAAACAUGGCCACCUACAAUGUAACCAUCCAUUGGCAUGGAAUUCGACAAAUGAGAACAGGUUGGGCGGAUGGUCCAGAGUUUAUAACUCAGUGUCCUAUUAGACCAGGAGGAAGUUAUACUUAUAGAUUCACUAUUCAAGACCAAGAGGGAACACUAUGGUGGCAUGCCCAUAGUUCAUGGCUUAGGGCCACAGUUUAUGGUGCUUUGAUUAUUUACCCCAAAGAAGGAACUUCAUAUCCCUUUCCGAAACCUAAGCGUCAAACACCCAUCCUUCUCGGUGAAUGGUGGGAUGCCAACCCUAUUGAUGUUGUGAGGGAAGCCACAAGAACUGGUGGAGCUCCCAAUGUAUCAGAUGCAUUUACCAUUAAUGGUCAACCUGGUGAUUUCUAUAAAUGUUCUAGCAAUGAAACGGUGAUAAUUCCGAUAGACUCUAGUGAAACCAAUUUGCUUAGGGUUAUUAACGCGGCCAUGAACCAAGAACUCUUCUUCACCAUAGCUAAUCACAAGCUAACAGUUGUCGGUGCAGACGCUUCCUACCUUAAACCAUUCUCCACUAAUGUAAUCAUGCUAGGACCCGGACAAACAACCGACGUUUUAAUUACCGGCGAUCAAUCCCCUGCCCGAUACCACAUAGCUGCCCGUGCAUACCAAAGUGCUCAAGGAGCUCCAUUCGACAACACAACCACAACAGCCAUCCUCGAAUAUAAAACAGCACCUUGCCCAGCCAAGGGCAGUGUUUCAGUCAGACCCGUUUCAGCAAACUUGCCUAGGUUUAAUGAUACACAAACAGCCACAACUUUCACCACAACCCUUCGGAGUCCUAAAACAGUUCCGGUUCCAACAGAGAUUGACGAAAAUCUCUUUAUCACAGCCGGACUAGGUCUAAACAACUGCCCGGUUGGGGCACAGGCAAGUAGUUGUCAAGCUCCUAAUGGAACACGUUUUACCGCUAGCAUGAACAAUGUUUCAUUUUCAUUCCCGUCCAAAAUCUCCAUAUUACAAGCUUUUUAUAAUGGAGUCCCCGGAGUUUAUACAACCGAUUUUCCACCAACUCCUCUUUUAAAAUUCGAUUACACAGGGAAUGUUAGUCGGUCUCUUUGGCAACCGAUAAGUGGAACUAAAGUGUAUAAACUGAAAUACGGAUCGAGAGUGCAGAUUGUUAUACAAGGAACAAGUAUCUUCACGGCUGAGAAUCAUCCAAUUCAUAUGCAUGGAUAUGACUUUUAUAUUGUAGCUCAAGGUUUUGGAAACUUUAAUCCGAAAACCGACACAUCAAAGUUUAACCUAGUUGAUCCACCAAUGAGGAACACUGCAAGUUUACCUGUCGGAGGAUGGACAGUAAUUCGAUUCGUGGCUGAUAAUCCUGGUGCAUGGAUAAUGCAUUGUCAUUUGGAUGCUCAUAUUAGUUGGGGUUUGGCUAUGGUUUUUAUAGUGGAAAAUGGAGUUGGUGAAUCGCAGACCUUGGAACCACCUCCAGAAGAUCUUCCUGUGUGUUAA